Ruditapes philippinarum (Manila clam) is the source of this 4697-nucleotide messenger RNA. RefSeq names its product NLR family CARD domain-containing protein 4-like. The transcript has 5 exons. Lineage: Eukaryota; Metazoa; Mollusca; Bivalvia; Venerida; Veneridae. The record is from RefSeq and is a predicted model, not a curated record. Bases 302 to 3913 code for a protein of 1203 amino acids.
CUUCAAACAGUCUCUCAAUUUUCAACAAUUUGUCUUUUUUUAUUGCGCAGGAGAGGAUAGAUUACCUAUUCCCAGAGUUUUUCUUCUUGGGUUGAAUAAUAAAAUAUAGAAAGUGAUUAAAAAGUUAUUUCAAUUUCACACAUACUGUGCUAACAAGAUAAAACAAGUUAUUUGAAAUGUUCCGAUACAAUAUCUUAUGUUUAUUGUACCUGAACAAAAGUACUUUACGUCACAAGUUAUGUCAGUGUCUCGUUUUAAAUGUACUGUGUAAUUGUGUCACGGGGACUUAUUUCGGUAAAGCAUGGAGUCCAAUGCCAAUAUCGAUGACAUUCCAAACGACAAGCUGAAUUUCUUCUUGAAGUCCCAUCUUGCACUCUUUUAUACACGGCAAACUAUUCAACCAUUAGUGAAAAGAGAAAUGACACAAUUUCUUCAAAAUGCUCUAAAUCAUAUUUACCAAUCUGAAAAUAUACCAGAAGGAACAAAAUGUACAUCAUGCGACAUCCAAAACUUAUUGCAUUGCCGCACAAAAGGAAUUUGCAUCAUUAGAAACAAUCAGUGCAAAUUCCAUAAUGGACCUGACAAACAAUUCAAGAUUUGUUCGGAAGGAAUUUGCGCUGAACUACUGAAGCAAAUUGAAAAGACGCAUAGGUUCACACCUCCAUGGGAGAAUACAGAUUCGAAAAAAUGGUGCGAAGAUGUGCUUGAAAUUUCUAAAUGUUAUAUGCCAAAAGAUGGCUACAGAAACGUCACUAAUUUUGAUACCAUUGACUUUAAUGGUGUUAUCAACGUUAUGAUUAACCACACAGGAUUUCAGAAUGAAAUGACUGAAAACCUAUCAACCAAAGACAACAUCUGUGAAAAGGCUCGCAAAGUUGGGAACAAAAUCAGACAUUCAAACAUACACAUUGAAGAAUCUGCUUUUCUCGAAUAUGUAGACGUUUUGAUGGAGCUAUUGUCGGAUGAUAAAUACUUUGGUGAUAACCCGAUAGCUCAAUCAGCACGUGACAAAUUGAAGCAAUUGAAGUCCAGUGAUUGGUUAAUAAAACACGAGUCUGAAGAAUUCGAACACGUGCGUGAAGAAGUGCAGAAUGACACGGACUUCGAAACAAGACGCAAGACAAUGGCUAUUAUCCAAAUGGCAGAACAGAGAAUCCUCACAUGCAAAUCCUCCCUUAGAUCUGACCUCAUCAGGUUUUAUCGAAAUCGUCAUAGUACAUUGCCAGUUUCUCCAGUCCAUGUCCACAGUGAUGAAAGUCUUAUUGAUCUUUAUGUCCUGCCAGAAAUGUACUUAAAAGGCCCAUUAGGGAAGAUGAGUAUUGGCAAUUAUCAUGAACUGCUUCAUGAAAAACUUGGAAGACUACUUGAAGAACGGGAACUGAAAGAAAUUUAUAUCACAUCUGCUUCAGGAAUAGGAAAGACAACAUACGGGAAGAGGAUGGCUUUAGCAUGGUGCCAGGCGCAUAAUCCGUUAAAAGAACAGGUGCAGCAUUUUGACAAGGAAGAUUUGGAUGAGCUUGAACGCUUUGAUUUCUUUUUCUUUAUUUCAUUAAAAGACAUCAAAGACCAAAACGAUUACAUUGACGACAUAAUUUUACGCACAAUCGUGCCAGAUUUAGCCAAUGAGCAUAAAUAUAGAAAAGAUUAUUUCAUUUCAGAAAUAUUAAGUACAUAUCGGUGCAUUAUCUUCUUAGACGGCUUGGACGAAUAUUUGAAGAAAGAAACGACCUCAGAAGUACCAAAACGGAAAGUGCGUGACACAUGCACCUAUAUUACAACAACAAGACCAUGGAAACUUGAAAGCGUCCAAUUGAUAUCCACGCAAAUUGAUAGAAAAGUAGAGAUAAGCGGUCUUAGUUCACAGUCUGCUGACAAGCUCAUAGAACUAGUCACCAGAAAGUUAAAUGACAAGUAUAAGCGCGAAAUGAACCCAAAUGAUUGUAUAGCAGAACUUGAGAGAAGAAAUCUUGAAGGAUUUAAAUCUGUACCAAUAAUUCUUCUUCAAAUAAUUUGUCUUUGGUACGCAAAGAAACCUUUAGGACGAUCUCAGUGCGAGGUGUACUGCAACAUGCUGGAGCUUCUUUUUGAGAUAGCCAGACAGAAAGAUAUCAUAUCUUAUAACGGAAAUGACAUGUGUAAGAAAAAGUUGCCAAAGUGUUUUGACAAGAACUUCUACUGCCAACAAAACCGAGGGCUUUUGAUAUCAUUAGGAGAAAUAUCUUUCGAAGCUUUAUUUAAAGAUUGUGGUCUCAAUUCGGCGUAUAUAAUCAGUGAGAGUACGAUACAACGAUGUACAAUAUCUGACAAACAAAUCAACUUUUGUCUAGCUGUUGGUCUACUGACACAAGUUAAGGGUUCAGACCCUAUCAUGAAACAAGAAAACAUGUAUACGUUUCUACACCAAACCUUUCAGGAGUUCCUUGCUGGGCUUUAUAUUUCAACAUCCGGUUUAAAAACGGACAAAAUACUGUCCGACAUUUGCCAUUCAGUUGCUGAUAUUGUAGAUAAGUCUACCAUCUUCGUAGUCAUGUGUGGCUUAUGUCCAGAUAUUUCGUCAUCUUUGUCAAAAUAUGUGGCAGAAAUUCAAACAAAUGAUCCAACUGUCCAAAAAUACCUGGAAGGUAUCGAUAAUGAUGAAAAUUCCAGUUUAAAACGUUUUCAAACAGUCAAUUUUGACUGCUUACAGGAAAGUCAAGAUAACGGUCAUAGUUCGUUGAAAUUGAAUAUCAAGUGUGCCUUUAUCGCGAAUAAUUUUCAAGUGAAGGGACAAAAAGGACAUCAUUUUAGACAUUUAAAACACAUACUCGCAGACAAGUCGAAUUCUCUGAAAGCGAUUGAUAUUUCGAAACCAAAGGCAUCUUUUAUGAACGAACUUCAGUUAGAGCAAACAAAUGCCAAACUUGGCAAGAUAAGUGUCCAGGAAUGUGAGCUUACCGACCUUGUUCAGGUUCUGAUUAAAAAGUCCUUUAGAACACUUACUUGUCUGCAGUUGAAGUCAGUUUCAUGUGCAUGUACCACAAAUGCUUUAACUGCCAUAGGUGAAUGUCAAAACUUGAGAAACAUUUCUUUUUGGGAAAUUAAGUUAGAUCAUGCAUCGUUUCAGAAAUUUACGAAACUUCUGUCAGCCAAAAACAAAAUGAAGGAAAUAGAGCUCAAAAGCAUAGAAUGUAUCCGCAAUGAUCAGCAAACAGAAAAAUGCGAUAUGCGUCACAUUAUUGACCUUGGAACCCAUAGGGAAUUAAACAGAAUUAGUGUAUUUGACACAUGCAUUCAGCUGCAAAACUUGAGCAAAGAAAGCCUGUCAAUGUGCGCUUUGCGCUAUCUGCCCGAUAAGGAAGAUUUAGCAAAUAUUUUGUUUCUAUUAGAGAACUCAUUUGCAUUGCAACAUCUGAUUUGCACUGAUCUCUCAGAAAGUGCAGAACUUAAUCACAUUUUACCAUCUCUUAAAAUGUUGAAGCAUUUAGAAGUAGAAUUCUCUGCUGAUGACGAUGAUUCCAGAGAGAACUCGAUAGAAAUAUCUAAAAGCAUGAAGAGCCUUGAAACUCUGAAACUCCGGCACAUGCGCAUGACGAAUGAAUCGUUUGGACAAUUUUUUAAAGGUAUACUCCAACUUAAACAAGAGAUGAUUGUGAAUAUUCAAGAUGUUAGUUUUGAUACGACAGAAAACUUCAACAAUGCUAGAAAAGAAAUAGAGGAUUGUCCUUAUUCUGAAUUAGACGAUACAAAAUCAAAUGAAAAGGCGUUGGUGUUUUCCACCAAGGAGAGAAGAGUAAAGACAGUACAUGCUGUAGUUGUUGAAAAAACAAACUAUCAGGACACAAUUGACAUAUCAUAUUUUGCAGCAUUAGGCAUUGUAAUUCUCGGAAUUAUUGUGCUUUAUCAUGCAAUGAAGAAUAAAUUUAAGCAACGAUGACCUGUCGAAUGUGAUAUAAUAAACUAUACUGAAAGUAGUUAAAAUUAUGUGUCAUAACUACAUGUACUAUUAUCCUUUUUGUACUAGUCAAAUACAUCCCGCUAUAACUGACACCGUAACAGUGACAGGUAUAGCGGAAAAAGAAACAUCUUAAACUUCCGGUCGCACUGCUGGCUCAGUUCGGCGGAUUUUGCUUGGGUGCCAAAUUAGGAAGUUUUACCUUCCAACCGUCACUGGAUUUUACAGACUCAAUCAAAUGGAGAAAGGAAUUUGUAAUUUUCCUGUCUUCAUUCCUUCCGAGGAAUCGGUCCUUUUUCAGCUAUUUUGUAAUUAAACAACAACAGUCGAAUGUCGUGUUAUAAAAGUGCUUUAUUUCGGGUUUAAUUUUUUGUUUGUUUGUUUUGUUUUCAGCACAAUAGUGUUCAUAUUGAGUGUAGCUAAACAAUAUUGUACAAUUUUGAUAUGUAAAAUAUAUGUAUGUAUAUUUUAUCAAUAGCUAGCCCUGUCACAGUCGCGAGCUAGUUACCAUGUACAAAUGUAUUUUGGUUUUUAAACUGAGUAAUGAAAAAACUGCAAUUUAAAGUAUCCAAUGUUUAUAAAUUGGCAAAACUCUAUUUCAUGCAAUAAUAACAAUAGUUUAUUACGGGUAGUUUAAUGUUUAUAUUUCUUCAUUUUCCUUGCAUUUUAAGAUUUGAGCAGUUUUAAAUUUGAUGAAAUAUUAUUAAAGUCAAACUGUGUUCAUUUUACUAAAUUGCCAUUUAAUUAAAGGACUAAACCUCCUCGU